Messenger RNA from Pseudo-nitzschia multistriata, 3170 nucleotides. Lineage: Eukaryota; Bacillariophyta; Bacillariophyceae; Bacillariales; Bacillariaceae. The record is from the annotation of a GenBank genome assembly.
CGUGGUUCUUCCGCCCCUCUCAGAUCACCCAACGCGCUCCCUUGAAGCUACUACCGUAGUUAGUUGUUAACAACCAGCUCUCCUUCCAACAGUAAAAGCUGAACAACCUAAUCUAGGAGUCGAAGGAAAUCUAGCAGCGACAAGUCCUCUUCUACAACUUCAACACAGGCAAUUGAGAAGGGACCUACGCAACAAUUCAGCGUUGUCUUCGAAGAAUUGAGAAGUCAGCAACGAAUUUGUUCGAAUCAAACUGUUAGCCGAAAGAAGCAACAACUCAACAGCAUCUCCGUUCGUUGAGCCUCAGUCCGAGUAUAAGAUUCUGAAUGGCAUAGUCAUGCGGAGAAUAAAUGUUUGUAGCGUCUCCUGUUCCAUUUGGAUGUACGGGUUAGGGAUUCUACUACUUUCUGAGCAGAAUCCGAUCGAGGCUUUGAAUCAUUAUGGCUGCACAAAAAUCAAUAACAAGUUAAGGCCAUCAGUGCUCCCGUAUUCAUCGUUGCUAUUUUAUACUCCACCAAAACAAAGAAUACGAUCAACUAGCAUGACGAGGAUCCAAAGCAUGACAAUAGACCCCGGAGCAGGUUUAUCUGUUACACCGCAAGACUCUGAUGAAGAAGACGACAACGACGAGGAACAACAAGGAGAUCACCAACUCGAUCUUCACCAUGUCAACAACGACGAUAGAGAUGGGUCAAAACCUUUCAUGACUUCGUCCUAUUUAGCUGCAGUCUCACCCAAGGAUCAUCAAAGACGGAAAAAACGAAAAAACAACAAAGCGAUGAAAGACAUCUCCUUUCUGCGGAAGCGUACAUCAACCCUACUCGCACUUACCGAACCCGAAAGCUAUCUUUCUGGACAACAGGAGGCCCCUCACCAACAGGCUCAUUUGAGCCGAGGAAUGAAAAUCAAUUUAAAUACAUUUAACUUUUUGAUUGAUGGGUGGGCAUUUUCGGGAGAAUCGGACGCUUGUGACAAGGCGAUGAUCUUGCUCGAGCGCAUGGAAGAGAUGUAUUAUAGGUACGGCGAGGACUCUCCGGUUUGUCCAGACGUUCGCAGCUACACUAAGGUCAUCAAUGCGUUGUCUCGCUCGAAGCACCGGGACUCGGCAAAUUUGGCGGAACAACUCUUGUACAAGAUGGAAGCAAUGGCGGAAAGCGGAGAAAACCCAUCCGCGAAGCCCAACACAUUCACCUACACCGCAGCGAUCGAGGCCCAAAGCUAUAGUGGGAUCAAAGGAUCUCCUGAAAAGGCCGAAGAGUUGCUUGAAAAGAUGAUCCAAAAGUAUCAAAGCGGCGACCCAGAUGUAGUUCCAAACGCCCGUUGUUUCAACGCCGCCAUUUCUUCCUACGCCAAAAGCGCCUUGCCCGGCGCGGCGCAGCAUGCGGAAUAUCUCUUUGAGAGAAUGGAUGGGCUCUACAUGUCGGGAGUGGAGGAAGCAAAACCGAAUUCCUUCAAUUACAAUAGCCUCAUUACAGCCUGGGCCAAUUGUCGUGAUCAAGAAGACGAAAACGGCGUAUGCUCCGCUCGCAAGGCGCAGGAAAUCCUAGAACGCAUGGAACAGUGCUAUGCCGCAGGCGACGAAUCCUGCAAACCCACCACGGUCAGUUACAAUGCCGUAAUCGAUGCCUACGCCAAGAGCAAACAAGAAGAGGCUGCCGAGCGGGCCGAGCAAGUCUUACGACGCAUGGGUGCCCUUUACAAGGAAGGAGCCGACAUACAGCCCAACACACGGUCUUUCAACACGGUAAUCAACGCAUGGGCAAAGAGCGGCCGGGCGGAUGCAGCCGAAAAGGCACAGGAUCUCCUCGAUUUCAUGACCAAUCUCUACGAGGACGGGAAUGCUGCUGUCCGACCGGACGCUCACUCCUUCUGUACGGUCAUCAAUGGUAUGUAUUUGCAUGCUUGGGCGUUUCCUAUCUAUGAGUCGAUGUUUGUUCGCAGACACGAUACUUUAUGUCUCGUAGUUGCAUCUCGUUUGUCUAUCCUUGGUUUGGUUCCAUCACUUGUACCUAGCGAUGUCGAUAGAGGUUUUCUACCCAUGUGAUUUUUAUUCGAUGUUUCUUACCUGUUCUCACUCAAUUUUCCAUUUUACUUUCGACACCUUCUCAUACUUUGUACAAAUCCGCAACCAACUGCAACAAAUACAGCCUUUGCGCGUAGUAAUCAGCUAACGGACAAGGCCGAGCGUGCAAAUAACUUGUUCCGGUCGAUGAUGGAUGCCUACGAGAAGGAUCCGAAAAUGAGUCACCUGAAACCAAACGUGGUGGCUGUUAAUGCCGUAAUGAACGCUUGCGCCUAUACCAUUCAGGGUGACAUAAACGAGCAGAAUCGCGCUAUGGAAAUCGCUCACAAUUUGUUGAAGAUUUUGGAAGACUCCGAUUACGGUUCGGCGGAUCAGAUCACGUACGGAACCUUCUUGAAGGUGUGCGCCAACCAGAUGCCGGACUGUGCUACCCGACAACAAAUCAUGGAAGUUAUAUUCCAGAACAGCGCCCGGGAUGGACAGGUGGGGAACCUUGUUAUACAGCAACUCAGGGCAAUGGGACCACCGGAACUGUAUUAUCGCUUGACUGGCCAUUACAUCGAAGAAGAUAUUCGAAUGGAGGACCUCCCAAAGGAAUGGUGGGUGAAUGUUGUAGAAGGACGAUGGAGGAAGCGCAAGCACGACGACCACCGCAACAACUAGAUCAACACCCUGUCGAGUAAGUGAUAAAGAAUAUAGUUGAGUCCUUGUUCUUGUUGCACGCUCCCCAUCUACAACACCGAUACUUGGAUGCUGUUAUGAUUAUAUACAAUACUACUCUUAACUCAAUCUAUAAUCAGUGAAAUUAUAUUCCUACGAGAGAAAACAAAACAACACAUAACAGAAAGUUUCGAAACAAAAAAGACAAGUGAAGAGCAUACUAUUAGACCAUUGCGUACGGACGACAAGGCACCAUUCCAAACAACCUACUACCACCCAACACACGCAAGCGUUCAUGCAUUGGUCUAUUGUCACCAACGAACUGCGACGACCACGGACAUCAAUAGUGUUAAUAUGUAUCCGUGGCUCGCAACCGACUGAUCGCUGCGCAACCUACAAGCACACACCACCAUAGAAAUGCAAAAAUCAGAAUCGCAAUAUGUAAUUCACACACUUUAGCCAGGCAUGCUAAUAAUCUUAUAGUACUAUU